AUGGCACCAAGUCACCUGCUGUGUACUUUUAGUCCUUCCCGUCUCACCUUGUUUCUUUCACCUCCUAUCUUUCUCCUGUCAAGCUAUCUUGUCAUCUGUCUUUCGUUUGCAUUUCGAGUCUACACUUUCAACUCCAAUACACUCGUUCAAAUCAAGACUCACUUGAACAACAACACAAGUACAUUCAUAAUGUCUACUACCACCACCUCCGUCGCCGCCAGCGCCACUGCCUCCUGCAACAGCGUGACCUACUGGCAGCUCCCCGUCGACGAUGCCGCCUGCGCCCUCCCCAAGACCGGCAACUACUCUGAUGUCAUGGACAAAUGCUGCUCCCCGGCCAAGGUGACCGAUUUCGACAACGGCUGCGGCCUCUACUGUCUCGCCCAGGGCCAGAGCGUCGGCGACCUCAAGGACUGCCUGCGCAAGAACGGCGCCCAGGACGGUCGCGAGUUCUACUGCAAGGGCAAUGAUACCGCCACCGCCACGGCCUCCGCUCCGUCUUCCACCAAGACCGGCGACAAGACCGGUACUGCCACUGGCAGCGGUGCCUCCUCCACCUCCUCCGACAGCGCCGCCUAUGCUAUCCAGCCUGCUGUUUCCAAGGGCGGACUCGGUCUCUUGGCCAUGGUCUUCUGCUCCGCUUUGAUGGGGGUUGUUGCCUAG
Molecule: messenger RNA, 663 nt
Organism: Aspergillus oryzae RIB40
Lineage: Eukaryota; Fungi; Ascomycota; Eurotiomycetes; Eurotiales; Aspergillaceae
Exons: 2
Coding region: 1-663 (220 amino acids)
Source: RefSeq, a predicted model, not a curated record